Molecule: messenger RNA, 1115 nt
Organism: Nothoprocta perdicaria
Lineage: Eukaryota; Metazoa; Chordata; Aves; Tinamiformes; Tinamidae
Gene: MLLT11
Product: MLLT11, transcription factor 7 cofactor
Exons: 2
Coding region: 80-352 (90 amino acids)
Biological process (GO): positive regulation of DNA-templated transcription; apoptotic signaling pathway; positive regulation of release of cytochrome c from mitochondria
Cellular component (GO): cytosol; nucleoplasm
Source: RefSeq, a predicted model, not a curated record
GCRGCCGUGCACAAAGCCGAGGCGGCGCCGCCAGCACAAAGAGCCGCCGCUUCCCCCSACGUCUGCCUGCAGCCCGAAGAUGCUGGACACCAUGAGCAGCCAGUACGACUCCUUCAUCUACUGGCGGAUGCCGAUCCCGCGGCUGGACACAGCGGAGCUGGAGGGGCUGGGACUCGCCGACGGGGCCCUCUUCAAGCCCAAGGUGGCGCUGGGCAAGCGCCCUGGCGAGCAGAAGGCGGCUGAGGAAGAGGACGGCUCCGAGGAAGACGCUGCCCUGCUUCAGUUCAGCAGCUUCAAUUUCUGGAGGGCGCCCAUCGCGAGCAUCAGCUCGCUGGAUUUCGAUCUCAUUUGAAGCCCCCCUUGCCCCCUCUCUCCGCCAGGCGCGCAGGGGUUUGGGGCUGUUAGUUGUGCAUGUUGUCGGUUUGGGGGUUGUUUUGGGUUUUGCAGGCAUGUUUUUUUGACAUUGCAAAUUAACUCGGUGGUUCCGCAGGGCUCUCCGCAAAGCUGCAGCCUCGGACUCCACCCGCCCCCCAUUUUCCUCCCUUCCCAUGGGAAGUCCACGAUCGAUGGCGUGAGCAGCUCCCCCAGCUAGGGGCAAACGCAAGCAGGAGGGGCAGAAACAGCCCCAGCUGCUUCAGCUCCUUCCUCUUCUGCUUUUAUUCUAUUUAUUUAUUUAUUUAUUUAUUUAUUUAUUUAUUUAUUUAUUUAUUUAUUUAUUGCAAGGAACCCGUUUGUGCAAAGGGAGGAACGUGGGGCCUCCGUUAGCCCAUGGGAACCUGCCCUCGCCCUGCAGAAGGCCGCUCUUGCUCAGGUGCUCGCGGAGAUUUUCCCCGUUUCUCCUCGCACUCCUGUGAGCCCCAGGGUGAYCCUACGCCCUUGGGUAACAAGGAGAGCUGGAAGGCAGAAAGCAGAAUUAACAUGAGGCCACCCUGAAAAAGGAAAACGUCUCUGGUUGCCCACCUGCUUAUGCACCCCUUUCAUAGAAAGCACCCCAAAACGCUCCCCUGUUCACACRGGGAUCUUGCCGGGUGCUGUGUUUUAUUCAGGGGAGGUUUUAGGGUGUGGGCAGGCUCUGCUUCCUGGUGCCAUUUCGAAACCGGGGGAGAAGAACCCCC